AUGGAUAUCAAUGGAGACCGCAGUUCCAUAAGGCAUAGAUUUUCCCAGGCAGAAGAUCUCCUACUAAAAAACCUUGUGGAGGAAGCCAAUGGUGUGGUCAAUUGGAAAGAUAUCGCUAGUAAGAUGGGAACCCGAUCUGCACGACAGUGCAGAGAGAGGUACAAGAACUAUCUCAAGCCAACAAUUAUUAAAAAGAACUGGACAAAAGACGAAGACGCGUUAAUUCUCCAAAAAUAUCAAGAAUUAGGAAAUAAAUGGGAAUCAAUUGCAAGAUUCCUUAAGGGACGCUCAGGAAGCGAUACGCGUAAUAGAUACCUCUCUCUUAUCAGAGUCAAAAAAAAUAAAAAAUCAAGAAAUUCGUCAUAUCAAUCAAAGUCCUCGGUAGUGCAUCAGCCUCAACAACCAAUAAUAAAGGCUAAUGAACAAUUAGCUCCUCAAAUUGACUUUGACAAAUUAUUCUUCGACCGGACGAGUAUAUUUUGCACCGGAAAUAUGAAUGAUCAUGAUGUAUGUUGUUAA
Molecule: messenger RNA, 519 nt
Organism: Trichomonas vaginalis G3
Lineage: Eukaryota; Parabasalia; Trichomonadida; Trichomonadidae
Product: RNA polymerase II transcription regulator recruiting protein
Exons: 1
Coding region: 1-519 (172 amino acids)
Biological process (GO): regulation of DNA-templated transcription
Cellular component (GO): nucleus
Molecular function (GO): RNA polymerase II cis-regulatory region sequence-specific DNA binding; DNA-binding transcription factor activity, RNA polymerase II-specific
Source: RefSeq, a predicted model, not a curated record